AGCGCGAAUCCAAGGCAGCCAAGCCCCAACAGGGACCCAAGGCACCGCAGAUCCCGCGCAAGCGAUGCACAGACAUGGCUGCAGCAGCCGGCCACGCCGACAGCAAUAUGCCAGGCAUUCCCAAGAGGCCGCUUCCCCCUCCUGUGCCAGUUCAAUGGGCCGAUGAAGACGCACUCUCGUUUCUCGAGCAUCUCUUACAGUACACGGAGACCAAUGCCACCGAACUCCGCACAUGGGAGAAGGAAAAUGCCGCCCGACGGGAAGCCAUCCGACUCCAACAAGAAGCGGAACAGGCAGCACGUCAGCAGGCCGCUGCCGAUUCUGCAGCAGCAGCAAGGCAACAGCAGCAGCAGCUCGACGCAAGUCAAACUCAGGCUCGGUUCCAGGCUGCCAUGAACCUUCUCAACGAAGAAGCCGCAUACGGCAGAGUACUUCGACAGCAGCACUUCCGAGCAACUGAGGAGCAAGAAGAACCAACCGAGGACGAGAGAAACAGGGAAACUACAGCAGUCUUGAUUGAGAACCUGCUGUACACGUGCAAUUGGCAACAACAGGAACUGUUGGCUAUGCGGCAGGUCCUCAUCCGCCAUGAAGGCAACUUCAAGGCAAUGGAUCAGAACAUCACUGCCCUGCAGGCCGACACCGGCAUGCUACAGGCCGCCGACAGCCAACAGCAGGCCAUCAAUGACCGACUGCAGGACUCCGUCGAUGCCGGGAUGGCACGACUGUCUGCAGUCGAGUCAACGGGCGGUGCAGUUUCAGACAGCAGCCCAGCUUUGGCCACUCAAGCCAAACAGCUCGAUGAGCGGAUCAAUCACAUCGUCGCAUCCCUUGGCGACAUCAACAAGUUUGCCGGAACCUCGACAGUCAGCAGUCAAUUGAAGAUGCUCAAUGAUCAAGUCCAGCAACGAGCGGCCGCCAAGGAAUGGAAGAUGCCGAACUUCAAGAUCGAGAAGUUCGACGAUUACCAUAAGACUGAUCCGCUGCAAUGGUGGAUGGCGUUUAAGGUGGAGGCCGACGUACAUCAUACUCCGCCCCUACGGCGGAUGGACGCAUUGUACGUCCAACUUAUAGGCGGGGCGCAACAAUUCAUGACGCACGUGGCCGUCACGCUAGAAUGUACCAUCGCCACCCUCCACACGAAGAUCACGUGGGAGGAGUUUGAAAAGAAGUGGAAGACCCGGUUCAUGGUGAACAACGACAAGCGUCACGCCUUGAACAAGAUCUUCCGCAUCUUCCAAGGCCAGCAACCUUCGCGGGAAUGGCUGACGGAGUGGCAAAGACUUGUCGCCACCCCGGAGUUGAACCUACCGUUCGACUCAAUCCGAGGCGAGUUCUUCGCCCGGUCUUGCGACGCCUUGACAGCUGCUCUCGGCAGCGAAUUCGAGUAUAAAAACUUUGACGACAUGAUCGCCAAAGCUAGAGAACAUAUACAAGGAAGUGCAACGACAACAUUUCCCAGUCCGCUGGAGUCGGCUGCCUUGCUAGCAGCCUCUCUCACAUCAGGGGACACCGCGGUAGUCGCAAGCUCUCGGAUUGACUUCGAGACUUAUGAUGUUGAGCUGGUCCCACUGCUGAACCAACCUCUCCACGUGCAAGAUUCAAGCGUAUGCGCGGCAGUUCCGCCGUCGGACAACGAACCGGUUGCUUCGCCAGCCCUUUUAUCGGAGGAUCCGUCAACUUGGACGAGACUUGAGGAUCUCGAUCCAUUGACAGUCGAGGACUUCCAAUGGUUGCCUCUUUCCUCCACCGGUUCCUUGCCAACUCCGCAUUGCAAUGCCCUAAUGUCACAUCUACGCGAAUACUUGCACGCUGCAGUACCACCUCCGUCGACAGACGGCGGAGUAGCGGUUGUUGACCUUCGUAACUAUCUUCCGAAGAUCGACCGCGAGUACGCAACGCAACGGUACUUCGACAACGACGCGCCGCUCCUCUACAUCCGCAUUCAGAUCGGAAAGGCGACCUGCAGUGCCUUGAUCGAUUGUGGAGCGACUCGCAACUACAUGAGCCAAGACUUCAUGGCACGCACCGGGCUCGGCCCGCCCGUUCGAAGGAAAAGUCAGCCUACGCACGUCACGUUGGCCGAUGGUCACACGCAAAAGUCAAUCGACCGAUGCGUUGACUCGGUGCCCGUGUACUUUGCCCCGCUAGCAAGCGAGGCCGUGUCUUUCGACAUAUUGAACACCAAGUUCGAAAUGAUCCUAGGCAUGUCGUGGCUGCAAAGCGAAGACCACCUCGUGAACUUCCAUCGCCGCACCGUUCACGUUCGUGAUCGGCGUGGCGAACUAGUUCCGUGUACGGUGCCGCUUCCUCAUCCUUCGAUUGGUUGUCACGUGGUAUCCGCGGCGAGCAUUCGCCAGUCCAUCCGGCGGAACGACAUUGAGGAGAUGGGCAUAUGUUUUCUUCACGCCCUCCCACCCGGUGAUCAGCCCAAGACGGAUACGUCGGACCCACGCAUCAUUGAGUUGUUGGACAACUAUGAGGAUGUCUUUCAAGCUCCCGCCGGAGUCAUACCGGAUUGGCCCAUUCGCCACGGGAUCACUCUCGAGGACGGCGCCGUACCUCCGCGCGGAUGUAUCUACCGCAUGAGCGAAGAGGAACUACAAGUGCUUCGGGCACAACUAGACGACCUCUUAGCCAGGGACUAGAUUCGCCCUAGUUGUUUGCCAUACGGUGCUCCCGUUCUUUUCGUCCGGAAGAAGAACAAGGACCUUCGUUUGUGCAUUGACUACCGAAAACUUAACGCGCAAACGAUCAAGA
Molecule: messenger RNA, 2760 nt
Organism: Chara braunii
Lineage: Eukaryota; Viridiplantae; Streptophyta; Charophyceae; Charales; Characeae
Source: the annotation of a GenBank genome assembly